AUGAAGUUGCCCAAAGGUCUUGAAACUGCAUGGGAUCAUAAACGUGUGUUGCAAUUGUGGUUGUGGAGGAAACCUUCCCACUCAGUCUCUUUCUUGCAGGUGCUGUCUGUGCCUCAUCGCCGGUUGGUCUGUUGCAGCCGCCUUUAUGAAGUGACAGAUGUGAACAAAGUGCAGAAACACGCUGCCCACCAGAGAGAAGUUUUUCUCUUCAAUGACCUGCUGGUGAUUCUCAAGCUUUGCCCCAAGAAGAAAAGCUCUUCAACCUACACAUUUUGCAAGUCAGUCGGCCUCUUAGGAAUGCAGUUCCAUCUGUUUGAGAAUGAAUACUAUCCCUAUGGUAUCACUUUGGUGAUUCCAGUUUCAGGCUCAGAGAAGAAACAGGUGCUUCAUUUCUGUGCCCUAAAUGCUGAAGAAAUGCAAAAGUUUGUGGAAGACCUCAAAGAAUCAAUAGCUGAGGUGAUGGAGCUAGAACAGAUUCGAAUUGAAUGGGAGCUGGAGAAACAGCAUGGGGCAAAGAAUCUUUCCUUAAAAACCAAUGGGGCUCAGAUGGAAAUGCAAUUCAAGCAAGGAUCUCCAGCAGGCAAAAAAGAUUUAGGAGAAAAAGGCCCGGAGAACACAGUGGAGGUUUUAAUCAAUGCCUCCCCUGCCAGACUGACAAUUUUACCAAUUUCCAGAGAUACAAUAAAAAGUUACUGCUAGGACGGGUAAUACAACUUUCAAAUCCAGAUUAAAGUUCAAAGCAUUAUUUUUUUUCAAGCCGUUUCUCUAAUUGUUAACACAUCCUUCAUGGAGCCAGCGGCCGAACUCUGGAAACUAACCUGCUCCUUCCUCAUCCCCACCCAGCACCCUUUCAGGAGAAAUCAGAGACAGAGCCGAGAUGAAUCCCCUGGCAGCUCAAUAUCAGGGCAGAAUCUCCCCGAUCCUCACUGCUCACCUGAUCUUUCCCUCAUAGCUCUUCUGCCCAAGAAACUGAUGCCACGUUGGUGGCAGGCUGGGCAAGAUUCACCAGGGGGGGCUGUGUUCUGAUCGAGGCUUCCCAAGAGCAUGAAACAAACUCCCGGUCCCAACAAAAACCUCUUUUAUUAA
Messenger RNA from Thamnophis sirtalis, 1086 nucleotides. NCBI's taxonomy places the organism in Eukaryota, Metazoa, Chordata, Lepidosauria, Squamata, Natricidae. The record is from RefSeq and is a predicted model, not a curated record.